Molecule: messenger RNA, 7284 nt
Organism: Paramuricea clavata
Lineage: Eukaryota; Metazoa; Cnidaria; Anthozoa; Malacalcyonacea; Plexauridae
Source: the annotation of a GenBank genome assembly
GGCUUAAAGGAUAUUCAGAAAAUGACGGAGGGAACGAAGGAAGCGUUAAACGAAGCGAAAAAGAAGCGGAGAUGUGCAAAAUCGAGUGUUACAAGGGCAGGAAAUGGCUUGGAUUAUUUAUUUAAAAAUGAGAGACCUAUACCGGAAGUUGAGGAAUCACUCGCUAAUUUGGAAGAUUUAUACAAGAAAUUGGUUGAAAAACACGACGAAUAUAUUCAGUUGGUGGAUGGCGAUGAAGAAUUUGCAACUGAGGAAGAAUGGAUUGAAGAUUGUCAACAGAGGUUUAUGCAGAUAAGGAUCAGAACAAAGGAUUAUUUAAAGGUCAAGUCACAAGGUCAGUUUGAAAAUGAAACAAACCCAGAAACAGGUUUAGUUAGUGAAAAUGGGCAGCAAGAGCAUGACAGUAUCCCUGGGUCUGGUCAAGGCCCAUCCCACCAAGGUGAAGGUCCAUCCCACCAAGGUCAACCCCCAACCCACGAAGGUCAACCCCCAACCCAUGAAGGUCAACCCCCAACCCACGAAGGUCAACCCCCAACCCACCAAGGUCAACCCCUAUCCCACCAAGGUCAAACCCCAUCCCACCAAGGUCAACCCCCAUCCCACCAAGGUCAACCCCUAUCCCACCAAGGUCAAACCCCAUCCCACCAAGGUCAACCUCCAACCCAUCAAGGUCAACCCCCAUCCCACCAAGGUCAACCCCCAUCCCACCAAGGUCAAACCCCAUCCCACCAAGGUCAACCCCCAACCCACCAAGGUCAAGAACACAAUAGUCCAAGUUCAAGUGAGGGUGCAACCUCGUCCCCAGGGCCUUUUAAGGAAGGAGGCGAAGGGCAGCAAAGGCCCUGGUAAAGGCUGGUGAAAUAAUCCACAAAUUCUGGAUUAUUUUGUCACGUGAUAUAUCGGAGCAAAUACUAUACAGGGGGGUGCGAUCGCGGAUUGCUUUAGCUACAAUAUAUUCGUCAAUAUUGCAUAAACACCGAAAAUGAAAAAAUCUGUUAAUAAAGUUCUUCCAAAAAUAUUGAAUACAUUUGAAAUUGUCUUCAAAUUAGCUCUGAGAACCUUGGUUGAACUGUAAAGGAGAUCUAUUAAAUAGACAAAAACGAAUGGAUCGAUAGAAGUAUUUAUACUAUGAUCGAAUUACUGUCGCAAGGAAAUUGCUGCCUCGAUUGUGAAACAGAUAUGUAAAAUACUUUAAUUUAAUAAUAUGGACUCUCAAUACACCAUAUCCAUGAUCAUCAAAACAUUUAAUAGUUAUUGUUGCAUGCUACAAUAGAUCUUUCUUGCAAAUGUCAAUAUCAUACAGUAUAAAAUGAAACAAAUUUUUCAAAAUGCUUUCAAUUUUCGGAGUAUCUAUUGUUUGUAUUUUAUACAGUAUACAUAUUUAACAGUUAAAGCGAGUACAAGACCCAAAGAAUGUCUGAAAAACAAGGAAUGUCAACAUCGUAUGCACUUGGAAUUUAAAUGCUUAUGUUAGCAUUUCCUGAAUUUAGUUAUGUUAACAUUUCCUGAAUUUAAUUGAGUGGAAAUAUUUUAUUUGAUUUUCAUUCUUAUCCCAAGAACAUUGUGAGCACACAUAUAGUGCUUUGGGUUUAGAUAUUUCAAAGGCCAAGCUUCAAAACAAAUGUUGUGAUCUUAAUGAUAAGGCAUUCCCAAACAAUUACAUGCAUGAGGGUCAAAUCAGACAGAAAGCCUCCAUAUGCUUUAUCAAGGCUGAAUAAUAUAAUGAGAAGGAAUUAAUUUCCUCAUACUGUUAACAAGCCCUUGUUUUUGUUUGUAAUCAGUUACACAAAUUACUUCCCAGAACAUUAUUUAAGGAGAUUAUUUGACAAGUCAGCAGGUACAUUUUUUCCUGAGCCACAAUUGGGGCAAUUCGGUGUCACUCAUCACAACAGGCACUCAAAAUCACUCACAACAUACAACAGGCAGUUCAGCAUCACUCACCACAAUUGACCGUUCAAUACUGUGUGCCUUAGUAGGCAAAUAAAUAAUCAAUAUUUUGCUCAGAUCAACAACAAAUAUCAAAAUUGAACUCAUUCUCAAAACAUGAUACAAUAACAAGGGGUCUCUUAUGGACAAAUACAAGACACCUGGUGUCAAAUGUAUCAAGUGACAAGAUUAUUCAUCUCUUUUAAUUUAAAUACAUUUUGCCGCCUUGUAAUAUUAAGUACUAUUUGUUGUUGGUGACCAUCAGUUGAGCAAUUUAAACCAUUCGCAGUGUAUGCUUUAUCAGACCUAAAGAUACUUGGCUUCACCUCGUAUCUUUAUACCUGAUACAACUAUAGUACACAAAAUAAUAACUAUGAUAUUUAGCCUGAACAUUGUUAUAAAUGUAUGAAGGAUAUUAUACAUAUAUUCUUGAUGCUCAACAUUAUCCGAUAAUCAUUUAACAUGAAAUCUGAUAAUCAUUUAACUAUUGAGAAUUGUGUGAAUUCCUGAAUUACUUAUUGUUACAGACUGUACUGACCUCUUGCAAUUAUGACAAUGUCUCUAGUCUGGCAAAAUCUGACAAUGUCUCUAGUUAACCCAUUGAGCUGCAAUGUGGCCCAGUGUGCCCUACUUACUGAAAUUGACUGAUUUGUGGUUUAUGGGUUUUUUUGUGGCAAUUCGUUGGGCAUCACAAGUGCAUUUGAAUUGUAUACCUUAAUACACUGUGAGAAUACAAGUAUUAGUAUUUAAAUGCACAAUAUGAUGUAAGUUACCUUUCAGGUAUAUAAUUUGUAUACAGCAUCAGUGGUGUAACUUAACUUUUUUGACCACUUGCCCUCAGGGCAAGUUGGACAUGAAAAUUGGUUGCCAUGAAUAAAAUCCACUUGCCAUCAGGCAAUGGGGUACAUAUGCGGGCGAGUAUAAAUUAGGGAGACAACAUAUCCACUCAUUGGACUAGUGGCAUUGGCUAUGUUACUGCCUCAGAUCUAGACUACCUCAGAUCUAGCUUUGGCUUACAUAUUGAACAAAAUUUGAAUCAAGUACACUUAUUUAAUGUAACAUUAAUCACCAUUAUUUUUUUAUUAGUUUUACAAUAAGAAAUUGAAGGCACAUACAACAGGACUAAUACAGUCCCAAAUUAAGUCCUGCCAUAAAUUAAGUUCUGCUAUAUUUCGUUAUCAUAUCAUGAAUAAACAUUUAAUAACCAAAAAGAGAAUCAAUGCAUAAUAUAAUCAAACAAUUUAUAUGAAUUUGAUGCAGAUGAUUUGCCAGCUUGAACCAAUGUCGUCGAACAGCCUUUAUUCUAUCCGACAAUAAUAAUAUAAACUGAAAGCUGGCCAGCUUUUUGUGGCAAAGCAACUUGCCCGUUCGGGCAACCAAGAGGAAACUUUUACUUGCCCGUCAUGAUACUCACUUGCCUCGGGCAAGUGUUAAGUUACACCUCUGAGCAUAGUAGUUGCCAUUUGGCAGCUGGUGGUCUGGUUGAAGUGCUCAGAUAAUUUGGGGAGACCCAUGGCAUGCUCUCUCAACAGUGAAGGUUCAAAAACACACAUGCCGGAAUGCUUAUAGAAUACCUCGCCAUUUUUCCGCAUUCAUUGACACAUAAAUAAGUACAAGAAUCACUUCAAAAUAGUUUAAGGGUAAAGUUUAGAGAUUAAAUCAUUUGAGUAUGUUAGUUUGGUUCAAAUUUGACUGGGGGGGGUGGUUGAAGAAUGAGGCAAUCAUAUUAGAUCAAUUUUGAGUAAAUUGACAAUGUUUACAAGGAAUUAAUAGUGGUAAGGUGUGAAAGUGUGAAAAACCAAGCUAAAAGCCCCAAGAAUACCUGAUUGCCACAAUGUCAAAGAACAUAGUUGCUGACUAAGAAACAUCUAUUAGACCAUGUACAGUACUUGAGUCUUGUGAUAAUAUCAGUAAUAUUGCUUUUGUAUUAUACAAUAUACUGUAAACUUGCUGUUAACAUAUUAUAUUAUUAAUAUUCAUAGUUGUCAAAUAUCAUAAAAUCAACACACAAAAUUCACACACAAAGGUUUAAAAUAAUGUAUAUUGGUAUAAACGUUUAAUAAAAAUGCAUACAUACGUAACCCAUGGUCGGCAUGGAAUUUUGUCACUUGGCACAGUACUUUAAUGUUUUUUAAUGUUUGUCCCACAUUAAAAUAUAUUGAGUGACUUGAGUCAAUGACAGUGCAACUGUAAAACUGUUCAUAUUAAAACGUUCUAAUCACAUUUUACAUGCACAUUUGUAUUCAGUAGUAAUCUUUUCAGAAAGGUAUAUCAAAGUCCCAAAUCAAAUUCUUCACUGACAGUAUGUUAUUGACUCCCAAACGACAAAUAUUAUAAAACACGCUUGACGCUUCCAAGCUGAAAAGAAAUAUUUACUGUUGUCAGUCAGUGUUUAGACUCUUCUCUUUGAAUCUUGUUCUUCGACAAGUAUUGCUGUUGAUUAUAUUCCAUAUUUUUUUAAAGAAUAUCGCAGACUAUAUAUUUAUUUCCACUGUCAGUUGAAAUUAAGUUUAUCAUCAUAGUUUCAGUCGCAAAAGCUUCUAUCGCCCCUUUGCACGGCCAUGUUUGAUAAAAUCAAAGCGGCCUGCACCCCCGGUUUGAAAAGUUAAAUAUUCUGAAAUAUUCAAAAUUUGAAGCAUCACGUGACCAGCCUUUACCAGGGCCUUUGCUGCUUCGCCUCCUUCCUCAAUAGGCCCUGGGGACGAGGUUGGUGAGGGUGCCCAAAGUAUUUCAAAUGUUCAACCUGUUUGUGGUUUCAAAAUGGAGAAGCCAAAAAUGCCUCGAUUUAGUGGUGAUGUCAGAGAGUACAGUAUUUUUCGAGAUGACUUUAAGCAUGCUAUUGAAUCUAGAUACACUAAACGAGAUGCAAUGACCUACCUUCGUGCAUGCUUGCAGGGAAAACCCCUAGAGCUUAUCAAAGGAAUUGGUACAGAUUAUGAUGGUGCAUGGCAAUAUUUAGACUCAAUCUAUGGAGACCCCAGAUAUGUGUCGGACCAAGUAACCCAACAUCUGUCAAAGUUCCGACCCCUGAAAGAAGGAGAAGAUUCACGCUUUUGUGAUCUGGUGCAUUUAGUAAAGCGUAGUUUCAAUACGAUGAAGGGAGUGGGAAAACCCCAUGAUAUGGAUAACAAUCACAUGUUAUCACUAAUAGAACAGAAAAUGUGUGUGGAAGAUAGAAAGAUUUGGGCUCGUGAGUUGGAAAGGAAUGAAAAGCCAGCAAGUUUACAAGGUCUCAUUGCUUGGAUGGAGACGGAAAUGAAGUCGAGGAUGCGUGCAACUGCUCCACUGAGAAAUCCGAGUCAGGGUUCGAGAUAUGUCAAUCAGCUAUCUGGAGGAAAACCACCAAAGUGUUGGAUCUGCGACAAUUCAACGCGCUGGGUAGACCAAUGUGAAAAAUUUAAGUCCAUGAGUCCAGAGGACCGUUUGAAAACAGUAAGAGAAAACCACGCUUGUUUCAGUUGUCUUAAGAAGGCCGGACGUGACCACAGAGCAUCAAACUGUAGCAGAAGGAAGCAGUGUACUCGGAAAAUAAGUGGCGUUCAAUGUAAAUAUUAUCAUCAUAUUCUUUUGCAUCCUUCAAAUCCUGCAGCAUCAGUGGGCGUAGCAUCGGUAGAAAACAACACGGAAGCAAUGCUGCCAGUUAUAACAGUGAAGAUAUCUGGAAAGAACAAUCGACACAAACAAGGGAACAUUCUACUUGACUCUGGAGCACAAAUAAGUCUGAUUUGCACAAGUACAGCAAAGAAUUUGGAUUUAAAGGGAAAGGAUGUUUCGAUAACUAUUAGAAAAGUGGGCGGUGAAGAAGAAGUGUUGGCGACAAAAGUAUAUCAAGUUCCCAUUACGUCAUUGGAGUCUGGUGCGAAGUUCACAGUCAAAGCUGUUGGAAUUCCACAUAUUAGCGAUGACAUUUCAAAUAUCAAUAUUGGUGAAAUGGCAAAAGGAAUUGGAAUCCCUGAAGUGAAAAUUUACCGAGAAUGUGGCCCAAUCGAUAUGCUUAUUGGGAUUGAUCACGCUUAUAUGCAUACUGGAGACACAAAGAAAGUUGGUAACGUUGUUGCGAGACAUUCACCUCUUGGUUGGAUUAUUUUUGGAGCGAUACCAGGCUUGCAGCAAACCAGUAGAAUAUUUCAUGUCCAGUAUACAAGACCUGUAGAUCUCACUGACUUUUGGACGAGCGAAGCAAUGGGAGUUAGUCAAUCAAAUAUUGAAAUGCCAAAGUUGAGCAAGAUCGAGCAAGAAGAAACCAAACUAAUCGAUAUCGAGCAAGGAUGCAAGCUAAUUGGAAAUAAAUGGGAAAUGGCGUACCCUUGGAAAACUGACCCCAAAACCCUUCCCGACAACCGAGAACAAGCUGUGAAGAAGAUGGAAGCAACUGAAAAACGAUUGAAAGGGAAUCUACAGCAUGCAAAAGCAUAUCAAGAACAAAUGGAGCAGAUGGAAGAUCUCGGCUUUUCGCGAAAGCUAAUAGAAAGAGAAAUAAAUGAUUACAAAGGUCCCGUUCACUAUAUAGCUCACCAUGAAGUUGUUCGACCUGAUAAGAAGAGCACGCCAGUAAGAAUCGUAUUUAAUUCUUCAGCAAGAUACAAGGGACACUGUCUUAACGAUUGUUGGAUAAAAGGUCCUGACCUUUUGAACAGCAUGUUGGGAGUUAUCCUCAGAUUCAGAGAGCAACCGGUCGCUGUAAGCGGAGAUAUAUCAAAGAUGUAUCACAGAAUUGGAAUACCGGAAGAAGACCAGCAUGUACAUCGGUUUUUGUGGCGAGAUAUGGAUACAACUAGACCACCAGACACUUACGUAAAAACUGUGUUAACCUUUGGUGACAAACCAGCACCGGCAAUGGCACAAAUUGCAUUGAGAAAGACGGCAGACCAAGCAAAAAACGCUCAUCCAUAUGCAGCCGAAGUGUUGAAAAAGAAUACGUACAUGGAUGAUAUUUGUGAUUCCGUACCCAAUGUCGAAUGUGCCCAGCAACUGACGAAAGAUCUGGACGAAAUCUUAGAUAAAGGAGGCUUUAAAGUGAAAGAGUGGUUAUCGAACGAAAUUCUAGAGGAAAAUCUACCGUCUGAAGAAAGAUCAAGUGUUAAGUUUUUGGAAGGUGAAUCCGAAGAAAAGGUUCUAGGUGUUGUCUGGAACAAUAGUAAGGACGCUUUCACGUUUAAAUGUAAAGCUAAUGAGCUAUCUGUACCGUCACAAGAAAAUUCAAGCGAGUUGAAAUUAACGAAGAGAAAGAUUCUUAGUAAAGUGGCUCGUGUAUUUGAUCCAAUUGGAUUCGCAGCUGCGUUCCUGGUCCGUGCAAAAAUCGGUUUACAACGACUCUGGCAGCAAGGAUUAGAUUGGGACGAAGAACUUUCAUCUGAG